GAGAAAUCCACUUAUGGCAGAUGGACAAUGGAAAAAUAGGUUGUUUUAGAUGUUUAAUGGCUUUUCACACAUUCCUAAGAAAAAAUUGCAAAAAAUCUUUGUUCAGAAUGGAUAGUCUACGCGAUCAUGAUUCCAAAAUUAUGUGAACAUAUUUCCAAAAAUAUGUCCGCGCGCAAGUAGGAAUUUUAUGUUAAAAUGAAAUAUAUAGCUAACAUAAUUAGGUCAAGUGUCUCCUAUUUAGGUGAACACCGCCACGUUUUCGUCCAACAUAUUAAUUUUUCCCCUGCGGCGUGAAUGGCUGAAAUCUAUUAUUUAAGCAACAAAUAGUGCCACAGAAGGUUUGGGCCAUAAGUUACCAAUCCGCGAUGCAAAUAAGAUGAUAAUUGGUCAAAAUUAUCUGCAAAGUGGACAGAUUUGAUUCACAUAAAUAUUGUAUUGCGAAACGCAAUGAUUUCGACGUAUUUACAACAGAAAGUUUAUGCUCGCCUAGUUAGCUAGACUACGGGUAGCUAGCCUAGCUAAUUAAUUUACAUCAUGUUAGAGAUAGUUAAGAACUUCUGUUACUUAGGUGAUAUGUUGGGCAGUGAAGGGGGUGUUGGAAGAAGUGUUACUUGCAGGAUAGGUUCUGCUUGGAAAAAGUUUAGAGAGUUACUUCCUUUAUUGACUAGCAGAGUCCUGUCAAUUGAGGUAAAAGGUAGGUUGUAUGAGGCCUGUGUAAGAAGUGUUAUGUUGUACGGUAGUGAGACAUAGGCAGUGAAGCAGGAAGAUCUUGACCGUUUAGAAAGGAAUGAUAUGAGAAUGGUUAGGUGGAUGUGUAAUGCCAGUCUGAGAGACAGAAAGAGUUCAGAUGAGCUAAGAAGCAGGCUAAGACUCCGUAGAAUUAAAGAUGUUAUCCAGAUAAGAGAUUGAAUUGGCUGGGGCACUUGAAAAGAAUGGAGGAUGAUAAUUGGGUAAGAAAGUGUAGAGACUUGAUAGUUCCUGGGGCAAAGCCCAGAGGCAGACCGAGAAAGACUUGGCAGGAGGUUAUAAGGACAGACUUAAUAGAGAGGAAGUUGAGUUUAGAUCUAACACAGUCUAGAUCAGAUUGGAAGAGGGUCAUUAAUAUACCCCGUCCAACCCAUGCUAGCAUGGAAAACGGACGUUAAGCCGAGAAUGAUGAAUGAUGAUAAUGACGUUGCCUAACUAAACGACUUGCCUAAUUAGGUCAUGCUGCCUAAUUAGGUAUUUACCCUGACUUUAUGUUUUCGAGGAACGCAAAAAGAGAUAUAAGGUUUUAAAAACUGUGCUGACGUCAGCAAAGGCCCGUAAAAAACACAAAAAUUUUUUUUUAGAAAUUUGUAUACGUGUUGCCUUCAUCUUAUAGAUCUUAAAACGCUGAUCAAGAAAAUGUAUAGGAUAAUGUACUUUUGACAAACGGUUGCUGAGAUAUUAGAGUUUACAGGUUUUUUGAUGACGUCAUCAACCCGUCCAUUCCUAAACGGAUUUGGGGACCCAGGUUUGGGAAACUUACCCAAAUUGGUCCCAGGUGGUGCUUAUUUACUCACACAUUGAAAAAACAUCGCGUCACCAACUCGUUUCCAAGUUAUUUGGCGUCUAAGUUUUAAGUGCAUUGUAAUGGCUUCAUUAAUUUAAUAUACUUUCCUUUGACGUUAAUAUUAUUUUAACGUUAAAGUUUGGUAAAUUACUGAAUAAUUUUAUGGACGAUGUUUUAUGGACUUUAUCAAAGAAAAUAGUGAAGAUAAUAAUCCAGUUUGCAAAAGUCACAGACAGACAGACGGAACUGGCGUAUUACUAUAUAGAUGUGUGAAGUAUUUACAUAUUUUUUUGUAUGUUAUUGUAUAAAUCCAAUUUUUGAACUUUUUAGCAAAUCUCCCCUUCCUGCAAGAUGGAUUUUUUUUAUCCAACAAGUAGAACUUAGAUAAAGUUCUACAAAAGUUAUUCAAUCUUAAAAUUACAUAUCUAAAACUUGUACAUCCUAGCUUUUAGUUAAGAUAUUACGCUGUGCUGUUAUUUGUCUGUGCUGUCACUAGGCCUGCCUUCACUGGGCACCAGAGUUGGUCAACCAACAUGCCUGAUAUAAUAUGUAAAUCAGUAUUUUAAUCCUUGUAUUUGUAUCUUGGUUGAUCUUUUAAAAAAUGUUUGAUUGAUUGAUUAUAUUAGGGUCAGCACAGUGCAAUCUCCCCAAUUUUCCUUACAUGACUUUGGGUUAACCAGGGGCUAACAUUUAUUUAUCUAAAACUCAAAACUUAAACCUGGUUUAAUAUUUGCGAAAGUAAAAAAUUAUUGAUGAUCUAUGUAAUUUUGACUUAAUGAAUGUGUUUUUAAAGUGCAAAAAUGCUAAUAUGGAAAUCUAUAAGGAAGACUUGGAGUCGGAAUCUAAGAAUUUAUUGCAAGUUAAAUUCUGCAAUGCAAAAUACCACUACGAAGGACUUUUAUAGUAUACUUAACGUUACACCAAACGCAUCUCAGAAGCAAAUCAAAGCUGCAUAUUAUAAAUUAUCCCUAAUUUUACAUCCAGAUAAAAACAAAAACUCUAUUUCUUCACACAAUCAAUUUACGGCUGUAUCAGAAGCAUAUGCAAUAUUAGGAAAUAUCGAUUCAAGGAAAGUUUAUGAUAGAACUAGAAAAGUCAAAGAUCAUAAAUCUCCCUUUCACCAUAACGAAGUAUAUAAGCAUCGCACAUUUGAGAGUAAACGUUAUGAUAAAUGGACAAGGUCGCAUUAUCAAAGUUCUUUAGCACGUAGACAUGAACAAUUAAAACGUGAUAGGUUACUGAAAGAAGAAUCAGCAGAAGAAAAACAGAACAGAUCGUCCAGACAGUUAACCGUUGUUAGUUUGUUAACAAUAGCUACUGUGCUUCACUUUGGUCUACGUUUGACCAAAAAUAAAAAAAGGAAGCCAUCAAUUGUUUCAACCAUAUUUGUUUGCUUUGAGUAUAAACACUUGAACUGUUAUAAGAGUAUCAGGCUGGAAUUUCACAUUAAAGUACAAAUUCCAUACAAAAAAUUGGGUUACACUCUCACUAAUCCAAAUUUUUCUAAAAUCUUAAUUUUUGUACGUGUUUUUCCGGAAAUCAAAAAGAUAUCCUUAAAAAAAAAUAGAAGUAGGCUUAAUAUCUUAGUUGGUUUUCUAGUUGUUCGGUUGCUGUAUUCUACUUCACAAGAAGUAGAGAUUAUAAAAAGAUCCUAAACUACAGUGCAUAAUUUUUGAAAGCUUGAUCAAAUUCUUGCUUUCUCAUGCUCCAGUAAGACAUGAGAUAAAAAGAAUUAUUGAACAUGUUUUCCAAGUUAUCUUUCGAAGCUCUUUUUUAAAUCUUAGCUACUACUGUGGCGAUGUCUCGUUUUUCUCAUUGUCUAUUCAAAAUAUCUGCUUUAGUAUCAAAAAGUUAAUUAGAAGAACGGAGUCACUCAAAAUGCAGUUAAUUUUCACGGUCAAGUCCAUGCUUUAGAGUACCUCCGUAGGUACCCCUAAAAAAUGGAAAUUCCCUAAAAGAGUACACCAUGCAUCAAAUGAAUCGCGUGGCCAGCUGACAUCAUCAAAAAUCAAAGCAUGCUCAAAAAAGAUCACGGGCUCAAAUCCGACGAUAUCCGACACAAAAUCAACGA
Messenger RNA from Hydractinia symbiolongicarpus, 3605 nucleotides. Its product is annotated as dnaJ homolog subfamily C member 4-like. Bases 2335 to 3189 code for a protein of 284 amino acids. The record is from RefSeq and is a predicted model, not a curated record. The transcript has 5 exons. Lineage: Eukaryota; Metazoa; Cnidaria; Hydrozoa; Anthoathecata; Hydractiniidae.